Molecule: messenger RNA, 13582 nt
Organism: Dromaius novaehollandiae (emu)
Lineage: Eukaryota; Metazoa; Chordata; Aves; Casuariiformes; Dromaiidae
Gene: HUWE1
Product: HECT, UBA and WWE domain containing E3 ubiquitin protein ligase 1
Exons: 83
Coding region: 357-13502 (4381 amino acids)
Biological process (GO): Golgi organization; base-excision repair; protein polyubiquitination
Cellular component (GO): Golgi membrane; nucleus; cytoplasm
Molecular function (GO): ubiquitin protein ligase activity; zinc ion binding; protein binding
Source: RefSeq, a predicted model, not a curated record
AGAUCUUCCGGGUGCCGCUGCCGCCGGCCGCGGAGGCAACGCCGGUCCGCGCUCCUCCCCUUCCCGCCCCCGUCUUCGCGCGCGGCGCCUAGAGCCUCGCGAGAGUUCUGGCGGCUGCGGGGCUCUCGCGAGAGCUGGCGCCGCCCCGCCCCGGCCGUUGUGUCCCGCCGCGGCCUCGCGAGAUCUCGCGGCAGGUCUCGCGGGAGGUGCUCGCCCGCCGGCCCCCUACUAGUCUGCGACUUGCAGAGCGUCUGCCCUUUGCAGCCAGGGCCCCACGCGGCAGCGACUCGGACGGCGCCGGGCCAAGGAUGGACUGGCUGUGAUUCCCGGCUCAGCGCCCAGACAAGCGACUGAAGAUGAAAGUGGACAGGACUAAACUGAAGAAAACCCCCACGGAGGCGCCUGCCGACUGCCGGGCCCUCAUCGAGAAGCUCAAGGUGUGCGGCGACGAGCAGCUGCUGGCGGAGCUACAGCAGAUCAAGACAUGGAACAUCGGGAAGUGCGAGCUGUACCACUGGGUGGACCUGCUGGACCGCUUCGAUGGCAUCCUGGCGGAGGCGGGCCGCACGGUGGAGAACAUGUCGUGGAUGCUGGCGUGCGACCGGCCCGAGCGGGAGCAGCUCAAGGCGCUGUUGCUGGCUGUGCUCAACUUCACCGCCCUGCUCAUCGAGUACAGCUUUUCCCGGCACCUCUAUAGCUCCAUCGAGCACCUGACGACGUUGCUGGCCUCGUCGGACAUGCAGGUGGUGCUGGCCGUGCUCAACCUGCUCUACGUCUUUAGCAAGCGCUCCAACUACAUCACCCGCUUGGGCUCCGACAAGCGCACGCCGCUGCUCUCCCGCCUCCAGCACCUGGCUGAGAGCUGGGGCGGCAAAGAAAAUGGCUUUGGGCUGGCCGAGUGCUGCCGCGACCUCCACAUGCUGAAGUACCCGCCGAGCGCCACCACGCUGCACUUCGAGUUCUACGCUGAGCCAGGCGCCGAGGUCAAGGUGGACAAACGGGCCACCAGCACCACGCUACACUACAUCCACAUCGAGCAGCUGGACAAGAUUUCGGAGAGCCCGUCUGAGAUCAUGGAGUCGCUCACCAAGAUGUACAGCAUCCCCAAAGACAAGCAGAUGCUGCUCUUCACCCACAUCCGCCUGGCCCACGGCUUCUCCAACCACAAGAAGCGGCUGCAGGCAGUGCAGGCCCGGCUGCACGCCAUUUCCAUACUAGUGUACUCCAACGCCUUGCAGGAGUCGGCUAACAGCAUCCUGUAUAACGGCCUCAUCGAGGAGCUCGUGGACGUGCUGCAGAUCACAGACAAGCAGCUUAUGGACAUCAAGGCGGCCUCGCUGCGGACCCUCACCUCCAUCGUGCACCUGGAGCGGACCCCCAAGCUGAGCAGCAUCAUCGACUGCACUGGCACCGCCUCCUACCACGGCUUCCUGCCUGUCCUGGUCCGCAACUGCAUCCAGGCCAUGAUUGAUCCCUCUAUGGAGCCCUACCCCCACCAGUUCGCCACCGCCCUCUUUUCCUUUCUUUACCACCUGGCCAGUUACGAUGCUGGCGGCGAGGCCCUGGUCUCCUGCGGCAUGAUGGAGGCGCUGCUCAAGGUGAUCAAGUUCCUGGGCGAUGAGCAGGACCAGAUUACUUUCGUGACACGGGCAGUGCGCGUGGUGGACCUCAUCACCAACCUGGACAUGGCAGCCUUCCAGUCGCACAGUGGCCUCUCCAUUUUCAUCUACCGCCUCGAGCACGAGGUGGACCUGUGCCGCCGCGAGUGUCCCUUCGUCAUCAAGCCCAAGGUGCAGCGCCCGGUGGCUGCCGCCGCCACCCUCCCCGAAGGCGAGGAGAUGGAGACGGACAUGGAGGUGACGGACGUGGCCAUGGAGGGCAGCCCCGCCCCCUCCACCUCCAGCGAGCCCCGGCAGGAAGCCCCAGCGCCAGCAGAGCCGCGGGCGCCGGGUGCCGCCGCCGUACCCAGCACCAGCUCCGCCACCGUCCUGGCCCCGCGCAGCGGCGUGCAGUGCAUCCCGCAGCGAGCUGCCCUGCUGAAAUCCAUGCUCAACUUUCUCAAGAAAGCCAUCCAGGACCCGGCUUUUUCUGACGGCAUCCGGCACGUGAUGGAUGGUUCCCUGCCCACCUCACUGAAGCACAUCAUCAGCAACGCUGAGUACUAUGGGCCCUCGCUCUUCCUCCUGGCGACAGAGGUGGUGACGGUGUUCGUGUUCCAGGAGCCCUCGCUGCUCUCCUCCCUGCAGGACAACGGGCUCACCGACGUUAUGCUGCACGCGCUGCUCAUCAAGGACGUGCCCGCCACGCGGGAGGUGCUGGGCUCACUGCCUAACGUCUUCAGCGCCCUGUGCCUCAACGCCCGGGGGCUGCAGUCCUUUGUGCAGUGCCAGCCCUUCGAGCGCCUCUUCAAAGUGUUGCUCUCACCCGACUACCUCCCUGCCAUGCGCCGGCGCCGCAGCUCCGAUCCCCUCGGAGACACGGCCUCCAACCUGGGCAGCGCCGUGGAUGAGCUGAUGCGGCACCAGCCCACACUGAAGACGGAUGCCACAACCGCCAUUAUCAAGCUCCUGGAGGAGAUCUGCAGCCUGGGCCGGGACCCCAAGUACAUCUGCCAGAAGCCAUCGAUGCAGAAGGCGGACGGCACGGCCGCGGCGCCCCCUCCGCGCUCACCCCACGCCGCCGAGGAGGCCUCCAGCGAGGACGAGGAGGAGGAGGAGGUGCAAGCCAUGCAGAGCUUCAGUGCCACGCAGCAGAGCGAGGCUGAGCCCAGCCAGCAGGUGGUGGGCACAGAGGAGCGGAUCCCCAUCCCGCUCAUGGACUACAUCCUCAAUGUGAUGAAGUUCGUGGAGUCGAUUCUCAGCAACAACACGACGGACGACCACUGCCAGGAGUUUGUGGCACAGCGGGGGCUGCGGCCCCUCGUCACCAUCCUGGGGCUGCCCAACCUGCCCGUGGACUUCCCCACCUCGGCCGCCUGCCAAGCCGUGGCCGGUGUCUGCAAGUCCAUCCUGACGCUGUCGCACGAGCCCAAGGUGCUGCAAGAGGGGCUGCUGCAGCUGGACGCGGUGCUGUCGGCGCUGGAGCCGCUGCACCGGCCCAUCGAGGCGCCUGGCGGCUCGGUGCUGCUGCGGGAGCUGGCGAGCGCUGGCAGCGUCGCCGACGCCACGCUCUCGGCACAGGCCACCCCGCUGCUGCAUGCCCUCACCGCCGCCCACGCCUACAUCAUGAUGUUCGUGCAUACGUGCCGCGUGGGGCAGAGCGAGAUCCGGGCCAUCUCGGUGAACCAGUGGGGCUCGCAGCUGGGGCUCAGCGCGCUGGGGAAGCUGAGCCAGCUCUACUGCUCGCUGGUGUGGGAGAGCACCGUGCUGCUGUCGCUGUGCACCCCCAACAGCCUGCCACCGGGCUGCGAGUUCGGGCAGGCCGACAUGCAGAAGCUGGUGCCGAAGGAGGAGAAGGCAGCCCCGAGCCCACCCCAGGGUGGCAGGAGAGCUGAGGGCGAGGCGGAGGCGCCGGGGCCAGGGGCCGGGGCAGGCGCAGAGCCCCCGGCCCAGGGGCUGCUGGAGGGCAUGGGGCUGGACAGCGAGGCACUGGCACCCAUGGAGACGGACGAGCCCAGCGCCGCUGAUGCCAAGGGCAAGGCCAAGAUCACCCCUGCCAUGGCUGCCCGCAUCAAGCAGAUCAAGCCGCUGCUGUCAGCCUCGUCGCGCCUGGGCCGGGCGCUGGCCGAGCUCUUCGGGCUGCUGGUGAAGCUGUGUGUGGGCUCGCCGGUACGGCAGCGGCGGAGCCACCACGCAGCCAGCGCCGCCCCCGCGCCCACCCCCGCCGCCCGCGCCACCGCCUCCGCCCUCACCAAGCUGCUCACCAAGGGGCUCAGCUGGCAGCCGCCCCCCUACACCCCCACGCCCCGCUUCCGGCUGACAUUCUUCAUCUGCUCGGUGGGCUUCACCUCGCCGAUGCUCUUCGACGAGCGCAAGUUCCCCUAUCACCUCAUGCUGCAGAAGUUCCUCUGCUCCGGUGGCCACAAUGCCCUCUUCGAGACCUUCAACUGGGCGCUGUCGAUGGGGGGGAAGGUGCCAGUGGCGGAGGGACUGGAGCACCCCGAGCUGCCGGACGGCACCGGCGAGUUCCUGGACGCCUGGCUCAUGCUGGUGGAGAAGAUGGUGAACCCCAGCACCGUGCUGGAGUCGCCACACGCGCUGCCUGCCAAGGCGCCGGGGCCUGGGCAGCCCCAUUUCAGCGCCCUGCGCUUCCUGGUCGUCACCCAGAAGGCAGCGUUCACGUGCAUCAAGCAGCUGUGGAACCGGCGCCCGCUGAAGGUGUACGGGGGCCGCAUGGCGGAGUCCAUGUUGGCCAUCCUGUGCCACAUCCUGCGGGGCGAGCCUCUCAUCCGGGAACGCCUGGGCCGGGAGCGCGAGGGGCCGAGGGGCGAGGAGGAGCCUGGUGCUGAUGACGCCGGCCCCCGUCGCGAGCCCCAGGUCAACCAGCAGCAGCUGCAGCAGCUGAUGGACAUGGGUUUCACGCGGGAGCACGCCAUGGAGGCCCUGCUCAACACCAACACCAUGGAGCAGGCCACUGAGUACUUGCUCACCCACCCGCCACCCCUCAUGGGGGGUGUGGUCCGGGACCUGAGCAUGUCGGAGGAGGACCAGAUGAUGAGAGCCAUCGCCAUGUCACUGGGCCAGGACAUCCCCAUGGACCAGCGGGCCGAGUCCCCUGAGGAGGCGGCAUGCCGCAAGGAGGAGGAGGAGCGGCGGGCGCGGGAGCGGCAGGAGGAGGAGGAGGCCAAGUGCCUGGAGAAGUUUGAGGGUGCAGAGCCGCUGGAGCCAGGCGAGCUGCUGGCCUUCACGGACGCCAUGCUGCCUGGCUGCUCCCAGCUGCUGGACGAGCUGCCCGACACCGUCUACCGCGUCUGCGACCUCAUCAUGACGGCUGUGAAGCGCAAUGGGGCCGCUUACCGAGACUCCAUUCUUAAGCAAGUGGUCAAGCAGGUGUGGGAGGCGGCUGACGUGCUCAUCAAGGCAGCGCUGCCGCUCACCACCAGCGACACCAAGACGGUCUCCGAGUGGAUCAGCCAAAUGGCGACGCUGCCCCAGGCCUCCAACUUGGCAACCCGCAUCCUGCUGCUCACCCUGCUCUUCGAGGAGCUGAAGCUGCCGUGCGCCCGGGUGGUGGAGUCGAGCUGUGUGCUGGACGUGCUCAUCAAGCUGCUGGAGGUGGUGCAGCCCUGCCUGCAGGCCGCCAAGGAGCACAAGGAGGUGCAGACGCCCAAAUGGAUCACCCCCGUGCUGCUUCUCAUCGACUUCUACGAGAAGACGGCGGUGUCCUCCAAGCGCCGGGCGCAGAUGAACAAGUACCUACAGGCCAACGGGAACAACUGGCGAUGGUUCGACGACCGCUCGGGCCGGUGGUGCAGCUACAGCGCCAGCAACAACAGCACCAUUGACGCGGCUUGGCGAGCGGGCGAGACCAGCGUGCGCUUCACCGCCGGGCGCCGCCGCUACACCGUCCAGUUCACUACCAUGGUGCAGGUGAACGAGGAGACGGGGAACCGGCGCCCCGUGAUGCUGACGCUGCUGCGGGCCCCCCGGGCAGGCAAAGGCGCUAAGGAGGGCGGCGCGGGUGAGACCGAGCGGGUGCCGGACGAGGGCCGGGAGCCCGAGGGCCGAGCCAAGGAGGAGAGCGGCAGCAGCGGUCCGGCAGAGCCGGCGGAGGAGGCGGCGGCGGGCAGCGAGGAGGAGGCGGCGGCGGAGGCCGGCGCGGCAGCGGCGGAGGAGGCCGGCGUGGAGGCGCCGGUGCGGGGACUGGCGGAGGAGGCGGUGCCGGCGGUGCUGCGGGCCUGCGUGAGCAUGCUGGGGGUGCCGGUGGACCCCGACACGCUGCACGCUACCCUGCGCCUCUGCCUGCGCCUCACCCGCCACCACAAGCACGCGCUGCUCUUCGCCGAGUUGCGCAGCACCCGCACCAUCCUGGGCCUCACCCAGAGCUCCGGCUUCACCGGCUUCACCCCCCUCGUCACCCUGCUCUUCCGGCACAUCAUCGAGGACCCCUGCACCCUGCGCCACACCAUGGAGAAGGUGGUGCGUUCGGCGGCCACGAGCGGGGCGGGCAGCACCACGUCCGGGGUGGUGUCGGGGAGCCUGGGCUCCCGGGAGAUCAACUACAUCCUGCGGGUGCUGGGCCCCGCCGCCUGCCGCAGCCCCCAGGUCUUCGCCGAGGUGGCCACGGGCUGCAUCCGCAUCGCCCUGCCCGCGCCCCGUGGCUCUGGCACCGCCUCCGACGACGAGUUUGAGAACCUGCGGAUCAAGGGCCCCAACGCCGUGCAGCUGGUGAAGACGACGCCGGUGAAGCCAGCGGCGCUGCCUGUCAUCCCCGAGCCAAUCAAGGACGUCAUCUACGACAUGCUUAAUGCCCUGGCAGCCUACCACGCCCCUGAGGAAGGGGACAAGGCGGAGGCCAAGGGCACAGCGCCCAGCGAGGUGAGCCAGCUGCUGUCGGACAUCGGCGACGACAUGUACCAGCAGUACCGCAGCCUAACUCGCCAGCCCGGCGACUUCGAUCCCCCGGCUGGCUUCACCCUCAAUGCCCAGGUCUUUGCCGCCGACGGAGCUGCCGCGGAGACGCCCCCGUCUGGGACCCCCCAGGGGGAAGCAGCCAGCCCCGAGGAGGGCCGCGAGGGCCGCAAGGACAAGGAGGGCGAGCGGGCGGAGGAGCGGCAGCGGGCCAAGGGCUCCAAGCCCCUCAUGCCCACCUCCACCAUCCUGCGGCUGCUGGCCGAGCUGGUGCGCUCCUACGUGGGCAUCGCCGCCCUCAUCGCCAACUACAGCUACACCGUGGGGCAGUCGGAGCUCAUCAAGGAGGACUGCAGCGUGCUGGCCUUCGUGCUCGACCACCUGCUGCCGCACACGCAGAACGCCGAGGACAAGGACACGCCGGCGCUGGCCCGGCUCUUCCUGGCCAGCCUGGCAGCGGCGGGCAGCGGCACAGAUGCCCAGGUGGCCCUGGUGAACGAGGUGAAGGCAGCGCUGGGACGGGCCCUGGCCAUGGCUGAGAGCACCGAGAAGCAUGCCAGGCUGCAGGCCGUCAUGUGCAUCAUCAGCACUAUCAUGGAGUCGUGUCCCUCCACCUCGAGCUUCUACAGCAGCGCCGCCAAGACGCAGCACAACGGCAUGAACAACAUCAUCCGCCUCUUUCUCAAGAAGGGACUGGUGAACGACUUGGCGCGAGUGCCCCACAGCCUUGACCUUUCCAGCCCCAACAUGGCCAACACGGUGAACGCGGCGCUGAAGCCCCUGGAGACGCUGUCGCGCAUCGUGAACCAGCCCAGCGGCCUCUUUGGCACCAAGGGCUCCUCCAGCAAGAGCAAGGGCGAGGGGGCUGGCGGCCCCCGGGAGGCCGGUGCCGCCCCCCCCGAUGGAGGGGACCCUGGCGACCCUGAGCCCCCCGAGGAGGAUGCGGAGGCGGCGCAGGCGGAGGCGGCCGACGGCGACAUGGACGGCGAGGCAGAGGGCGACACCGUGGUGCUGGCGGGGCAGCCCGAGGGGCUCAGCACCCAGGAGAUGCAGGUGGAGAACGAGCUGGAGGACCUCAUCGACGAGCUGCUGGAGAGAGACGGGGCCACUGGCAACAGUGCCAUCAUUGUGAGCCGCUCGGGCGAGGACGAGUCGCAGGAGGACGUGCUCAUGGACGAGGCUCCCUCCAACCUCAGCCAGGCCUCCACGCUGCAGGCCAACCGGGAAGACUCGAUGAACAUCCUGGAUCCCGAGGAUGAGGAGGAGCACACGCAGGAGGAGGACAGCAGCGGAAGCAAUGAGGACGAGGAUGACAGCCAGGAUGAGGAGGAGGAGGAAGAGGAGGAGGACGAAGAUGACCAGGACGAUGAGGAAGGCGAGGAGGGCGAGGAGGAGGAGGAUGACGACGACGGCUCGGAGAUGGAGCUGGAUGAGGACUACCCGGACAUGAACGCGUCGCCCCUCGUGCGCUUCGAGCGCUUCGACCGUGACGACGACCUCAUCAUCGAAUUUGACAACAUGUUCUCCAGCCCCACCGACAUCCCGCCGUCGCCUGGGAACAUCCCGGCCACCCACCCGCUGCUGGUGCGCCACGCUGACCACGGCUCGCUGACGCUGGGCGCGGGCUCCUCCAGCACCCGCCUGGCGCAGGGCAUCGGGCGCAGCCAGCGCACCCUGCGCCAGCUCACUGCCAACACCGGCCACACCAUCCACGUGCACUACCCGGGCACCCGGCAGCCCAACCCACCCCUCAUCCUCCAGCGGCUGCUGGGCCCCUCGGCGGCGGCCGACAUCCUGCAGCUGAGCAGCAGCCUGCCGCUGCAGAGCCGGGGCCGGGCCCGGCUGCUGGUGGGCAACGACGACGUGCACAUCAUCGCCCGCUCCGACGACGAGCUGCUCGACGACUUCUUCCACGAGCAGGGCGCUGCCGGGAGCCAGGCAGGGACCCUCUCCAGCAUCCCCACAGCCCUGACUCGCUGGACGGAGGAGUGUAAGGUGCUGGACGCCGAGAGCAUGCAUGACUGCGUCUCGGUGGUGAAGGUGCCCAUCCUGGCCCGGCUGGAGGCCCUGCGCGACGAGGAGCUGGACGAGCGGCGGGAGAAGCGCCGGCGGCAGGCGGCGGAGGAGGAGGCCAAGGGGGCCGAGCGGGUCCCCGAGGACAAGGAGGGGCAGGAUGCCGGUGCCCAGGGUGUCGUGCCCAAGGCCGGUGGCAGUGGCAGCGAGGCGGUGGCAGCAGAGCCCGGCGGGGCGGUGGGCGACCCCCCCCCGGCCGGCCCCCACCGUGCCCUGGUGCUGCUAGAGCCAGCAGCGGUGGAGCCCCCCGCCGCCCCCGGCCCCCCGCCGCCCCCGCCGGCCUCCACCCAGGAGGACGCCGGCCCCGGGCGGCCGCCCACUGACGCCGAGGCCACCCAGAUGGAGCUGUCGCCCGCCCCCACCGUCACCUCGCUGUCGCCGGAGCGCGCGGAGGACUCGGACGCGCUGACGGCGGGGAGCAGCCAGCUGGAGGGCUCGCCCAUGGACACCUCUAGCAUCGCCUCUUGCGCCCUGGAGGAGGCCGCCGCUGCCGCCGCGGGGGCUGGGGCACCGCCAGGGCCUCCCCCCUCUGCCCCCCCGGCACCCCCCGACACCGCCCACCCGCCCGAUGACAGCUCGCCGCCUGCCUCCUCCUCGGAGAGCUCGUCCACGCGGGACUCGGCCGCCGCCAUCUCGGGCGCUGACUCGCGGGGCAUUCUGGAAGAACCGCUGCCCUCCACCAGCAGCGAGGAGGAGGACCCGCUCGCCGGGAUCAGCCUCCCCGAGGGCGUCGACCCCUCGUUCCUGGCGGCGCUGCCGGACGACAUCCGCCGCGAGGUGCUGCAGAACCAGCUGGGGAUCCGCCCCCCCGCCCGGGCCCCGCCCACUCCCAGCCCCGCCCCCCCGGUCGUGGCCAAUCCCGGCCUCACUGAGGUCAGCCCCGAGUUCCUGGCUGCCCUGCCCCCGGCCAUCCAGGAGGAGGUGCUGGCGCAGCAGCGGGCGGAACAGCAGCGGCGGGAGCUGGCGCAGGCGGCCGGGGCCGAGGCCCCCAUGGACCCGGUGACCUUCAUCCAGACGCUGCCCUCGGAGCUGCGGCGCUCGGUGCUGGAGGACAUGGAGGACAGCGUGCUGGCCGUCAUGCCGCCCGACAUCGCCGCCGAAGCCCAGGCCCUGCGGCGCGAGCAGGAGGCCCGCCAGCGGCAGCUCAUGCACGAGCGCCUCUUCGGCCACUCCAGCACCUCCGCCCUCUCCGCCAUCCUCCGCAGCCCUGCCUUCACCAGCCGCCUGAGCGGCAACCGGGGGGUGCAGUACACUCGUCUGGCCGUGCAGCGGGGCGGCACCUUCCACAUGGGGGGCGGCAGCAGCCACAGCAGGCCGUCGGGCAGCAGCGUGGACAGCCUGCUGCGCCUGCGGGGCCGGCUGCUGCUGGACCACGAAGCGCUGUCGUGUCUGCUGGUGCUGCUCUUCGUGGACGAGCCCAAGCUGAACACGAGCCGGCUGCACCGGGUGCUGCGCAACCUCUGCUACCACGCGCCCACGAGGGGCUGGGUGGUGCGCAGCCUCCUCUCCAUCCUGCAGCGCAGCAGCGAGAGCGAGCUGUGCCUGGAGGCGCCCCGCGGCCCCCCGGCGCCCGAGGAGCGGCCCCGGCGGGCGGGCGGCCGCCCCGGCCCUGCCGCCGCCGCCGCCGAGCCCCGUGCCCUCGACCUGCUGCACCGCGUGGAGGCCCGCAGCUCGGGGCAGCUCUCGUGGCUCUCGGUGUCCAUGGACGCGGCGCUGGGCUGCCGCACCAACAUAUUCCAGAUCCAGCGGGCCCCAGGGCGGAAGCACACAGAGAAGCACGCUGCUGCUGCCGGCUCCGCUGUCCACAUCCAUCCCCAAGCUGCCCCCGUGGUGUGCCGCCACGUCCUUGACACCCUGAUCCAGCUGGCCAAGGUCUUCCCCAGCCACUUCACGCAGCAGCGGGGCCGCGAGGCAGCCUGCGAGGGCGAGCGGGAGCGCGGCGGCCCCAAAGCCGGCGGCAGCCCCUGCCCCAGCGGCCCCCCCAGCGGCCCCCCCAGCGGCGCUGGCGGCCCCCCCAGCGGUCUCUCCACUGACUUCUGGGACCUGCUGGUGAAGCUGGACAACAUGAACGUGAGCCGCAAGGGGAAGGGCUCGGCCAAGGCGGGCCCCGGUGGCGGCGGCCCCGAGGCCGAGGCACUGGGGCUGGGCCUGGAGGCCUCACCGCUCGGGCAGCUCAUGAACAUGCUGUCGCACGGCGUCAUCCGCCGCAGCGCCCUGCUCACUGAGAAGCUGCUCCGUCUGCUGUCGCUUAUCUCCAUCGCCCUGCCCGAGGGCGGCAAGGGGGCCGAGGCUGGGGCUGCCCCAGGUGCUGGGGCCCCCACCGGGGCUGCCCCCAGCCCCCCGGCCCCCGCCGCCCCCGCCGCCACUGGUGAGCACGGGGCUGGGAGCGUGCAGGGAGGUUGCGGGGGCCACGGUGCUGACCCUCACGCGUCCCCCCCCGCCACAGCUCCAGCCAAGGGCACCAAGUCUCCAGCGAAGGCGGCUGAGGGGGGCGGCAGCCCCGACCCCCGCAUGGCGGCGACAGGGCUCACCGAGAGCCAGCUGCAGCUCUCCGUGGAGGUGCUGACAUCGCACUCGUGCUCGGAGGAGGGCCUGGAGGACGCGGCCAACGUGCUGCUGCAGCUCUCGCGGGGCGACCCCGGCACCCGCGACACCGUCCUGCGCCUGCUGCUUAGCGGCGCCCGCCAGCUGGGUGCCACGCUCUGCCGCCAGAUCGGCACGCUGCUGGCAGAGCUGCGCGAGUACAAUCUGGAGCAGCAGCGGCGGGCACAGAGCGAGGCCCCAUCCCCGGAGGGGCUCCCUGAGGAGCAGCCCCCCAGCGCCAAGCUCAAGGGCAAGAUGCAGAGCCGGUUCGACACGGCAGAGAGCGUGGUGAUCGUGGCAUCGCAGAAGCGGGCGCUGGGCGGGCGGGAGCUGCAGCUGCCCUCCAUGUCGGUGCUCACCUCCAAGACGUCCACGCAGCGCUUCUUUCUGCGCGUGCUGCAGGUCAUCAUCCAGCUCCGUGAUGACACCCGCCGUGCGCACAAGAAGGCCAAGCAGGCUGGGCGCCUGGGUGCCGGGGGCCUCGGGGCGGCUGGCAGCAUCCAGGCCGCCGUCCGGCAGCUGGAGGCCGAGGCCGACGCCAUCAUACAAAUGGUACGUGAGGGCCAGAGGGCCCGGAGGCAGCAGCAGGCAGACACGGCAGAGGCCGGGCAGGCGGACGGCGCCUCCCGCCGGGACGAGUCGCCCAUGGAUGUGGACCAGCCCUCACCCGCCCCGCAGGACGCCCCCGCUGUGGGCUCGGAGGGCUCGCAGGCGGGCGAGCGGGAUGAGCGGCCACCCGAGCUGCCCCUGCUCAGUGAGCAGCUCUGCCUCGACGAGCUCUGGGACAUGCUGGGCGAGUGCCUGAAGGAGCUGGAGGAGUCGCACGACCAGCACGCUGUGCUUGUUCUGCAGCCCGCCGUCGAGGCCUUCUUCCUGGUGCACGCCACGGAGCGGGAGAGCAAGCCGCCGGUGCGGGACACGCGCGAGAGCCAGCUGGCCCACAUCAAGGACGAGCCGCCGCCGCUGUCGCCAGCCCCGCUGACGCCUGCCACCCCCUCCUCCCUCGACCCCUUCUUCUCCCGCGAGCCCUCCUCCAUGCACAUUUCGGCCAGCCUCCCCCCUGACACCCAGAAGUUCCUCCGCUUCGCCGAGACCCACCGAACGGUGCUCAACCAGAUCCUGCGCCAGUCGACCACUCACCUGGCCGACGGCCCCUUCGCCGUCCUGGUGGACUACAUCCGUGUGCUGGACUUUGAUGUCAAGCGCAAGUAUUUCCGGCAGGAGCUGGAGCGCCUGGACGAGGGACUGCGCAAGGAGGACAUGGCUGUGCAUGUCCGCCGUGACCACGUCUUCGAGGACUCCUACCGUGAGCUGCACCGCAAGUCACCUGAGGAGAUGAAGAACCGCUUGUACAUCGUGUUUGAGGGCGAGGAGGGCCAGGACGCUGGGGGGCUGCUGCGCGAGUGGUACAUGAUCAUCUCGCGGGAGAUGUUCAACCCCAUGUACGCGCUGUUCCGCACCUCGCCGGGCGACCGCGUCACCUACACCAUCAACCCCUCGUCCCACUGCAACCCCAACCACCUCAGCUACUUCAAGUUUGUGGGCCGCAUCGUGGCCAAGGCUGUCUAUGACAACCGCCUGCUAGAGUGCUACUUCACCCGCUCCUUCUACAAGCACAUCCUGGGCAAGUCUGUCAGGUACACGGACAUGGAGAGCGAGGACUACCACUUCUACCAGGGCCUCGUCUACCUGCUGGAGAACGAUGUCUCCACCUUGGGCUACGACCUCACCUUCAGCACCGAGGUGCAGGAGUUUGGGGUGUGCGAGGUGCGGGACCUGAAGCCCAACGGGGCCAACGUGCUGGUGACGGAGGAGAACAAGAAGGAGUACGUGCACCUGGUGUGCCAGAUGCGCAUGACCGGCGCCAUCCGCAAGCAGCUGGCCGCCUUCCUGGAGGGCUUCUACGAGAUCAUCCCCAAGCGCCUCAUCUCCAUCUUCACGGAGCAGGAGCUGGAGCUGCUCAUCUCGGGGCUGCCCACCAUCGACAUCGACGACCUCAAGGCCAACACCGAGUACCACAAGUACCAGGGCAACUCCAUCCAGAUCCAGUGGUUCUGGCGCGCGCUGCGCUCCUUCGACCAGGCCGACCGGGCCAAGUUCCUGCAGUUCGUCACGGGCACCUCCAAGGUGCCGCUGCAGGGCUUCGCCGCUCUCGAGGGCAUGAACGGCAUCCAGAAGUUCCAGAUCCACCGUGACGACCGCUCCACCGACCGCCUGCCCUCAGCCCACACCUGUUUCAACCAGCUGGACCUGCCGGCCUACGAGAGCUACGAGAAGCUGCGGCACAUGCUGCUGCUGGCCAUCCAGGAGUGCUCCGAGGGCUUCGGCCUGGCCUAGCCCCCCCGGCCGCCAGGGCCCGCGGGGAGGGGGCAGGCGGGGCACGCACGACAAAGGAUCUCUAUAAAUAUAUAUAUAUA